GUAGUUUGGUCACUCCGGGGGUCCUUCUGCUGGUGGAGGUGACAUUCAGGCUAACACCAGCGAGUUAGCGGUGCUCGCAGAGAUCGUCAACAUGGCACAAGCAGCGCAAAAACUGGUCGCUAAAGUUCCAACUCUAAUCAGCGCCGCUGUCACCUACUCCAAACCUCGACUUGCUACCUUUUGGCAUUACGCCCGUGUUGAACUUGUCCCCCCAUCUCCUGCUGAGAUCCCCAAAGCCAUCGAAGGGGCAACCAAUGUCAUCAAGGCUUUCCAGUCAGGACGGCUGGGUCAGAUCACAGUUAGGGAUGCCUUCAGAAAUGGGCUGGUGGCCACAGAGGUGAUGAUGUGGUUCUACAUUGGAGAGUGCAUCGGAAAAGGGGGGCUUGUUGGUUACGAUGUUUGAAGUCUGGACUGUUAUUUUUCUCUUGUGAGCGUUUUAUGCUCAAAUUCCGUUAAUCCUGGGAAUCAAUAAAUAUGUUAAAUUAAAUUUGUUUUGUGAC
This is a messenger RNA of Periophthalmus magnuspinnatus, 500 nucleotides long. RefSeq names its product ATP synthase, H+ transporting, mitochondrial F0 complex, subunit g (gene atp5mg). Gene Ontology annotation, biological process: proton motive force-driven ATP synthesis. Gene Ontology annotation, molecular function: proton transmembrane transporter activity. The transcript is spliced from 3 exons. Bases 92 to 403 code for a protein of 103 amino acids. NCBI's taxonomy places the organism in Eukaryota, Metazoa, Chordata, Actinopteri, Gobiiformes, Gobiidae. The record is from RefSeq and is a predicted model, not a curated record.